GAGAAUAAUGUAAUCGUGAAUUCCAACGACAGGGACUGCUAACCUUUCCAGGUUCGACAGAAAGCAGCUCGUUGUUUUGUUGUGGCGGAGUAGAAUACCGUACCAAGAAGUUCUGCUGGGUCUUCUCUCCAAGAAUUCGUACUGCCCUGCGAGUCUAUGUGAUAAGGUUUGCUAUGCUCGUGUUGCAGUCUUGCUGUUGAAAAGUUUACUGGGUGUGACUCUGCAUUCGAGGGUCGUAGCUCUGCUCUCCACCCUCUGUGGGCAAGCAACGCUGUGGACAUGGCGAGGACGACGCCUGCACACGCGGCGCGUUGGCCCCUGGUCAUCCUGAUCUUCACUCACGCUGUGUCCGGGCAAUUCCUGAACGUCGUUAGCAAUGUGUCGCAGAACAUCCAAGUGGCCACCGAACAAACCUGGGAAGGAGCUACCCUGUCGUUUUGCAUCGACACGACAGGCAGUAUGUACGAUGACUUGCUUCAGGUCAGGAAUGGCGUCAGGAACAUCUUCAGAGCCAUCUCGGAGCAGCAGGAGAUCCCCAUCGUCAACUACGCGUUGGUGACCUUCCACGACCCAGAGGUUAACCUCGCUACGCUCACUGCCGAUCAGGCGACGUUUGAGAAUGCGGUGGAGGCAUCGCUGGAAGUGCACGGCGGAGGGGAUUGUCCCGAGAUGGCAGUCGGCGGUAUCAACCUGGCGCUGCGACGCUCCCUCCCGCGAUCCUUCAUAUUUGUGUUCACUGAUGCCUCGGCCAAGGACUACCAACUGAAAACCCAAGCACUGAGCUUGAUUCAGGAAACCCAGAGUCAGGUCAUAUUCGUAUUGACGGGUGACUGUAAUGAUCAAAGCGGAGAAGGAUUCCGAGCCUUCAAAGACAUCGCUGCUGCAUCAGCUGGCCAGAUUUUCUUUCUCCGGCAAAAGAAUGAGGUCGCCGAGGUAUUGAAGUUUAUCGAGAUCUCUGUCAACGCUAGGCAGGUGAACAUACUGUCUGUGGAGACACGACCGGGUGCUGCACGUUAUCAAAUUCCCGUGGACGGCAGCUUGCAGCAGCUGAUUGUGUCGGUCAGUACAAACACAACAACUGGAGUCAACGUUCGUCUGCCAGAUGUUCGCGUCACGAGUCCCAAUGGCCAGGAGUUCUUCCCGACCGUCGAUCUCGGCUCUGUGGUCGUGAUAAAUAUUACCAAGCCUGCUGUGGGCUGGUGGAAUCUGUUUGUGGACUCACCACUGCCGUACAGCGUGCGCGUCAAGGGCGUGAGCCUUCUCGACUUCAAGAUACACUUCACGGUCGCGAGUGGAACACAGCGUGUCUUCAUCACCAGACCUGUUGAAGGCCAGUCAUCGUUCAUUGUGCUUCAGCCCAGUGAUGCUGCAGGCCAUCUUCUAGUCACCGGCAUGCAACUCAUAAACCUUGCUGGUACCGUCAUCCAUGACAUUCCUCUCAACUGGACAACGUCAAAUCCCUACCCGAGGCUGGCUCAUCCAGGAUUCGAGGCACCUCAGCAGCUCUUCUACGUGCGUGUGCAGGGUAUCGAUUCUCAAAACAUGACGUUCUAUCGCCUCACGCCAACACCUGUCCAGCCAGGGUUACCAUCGCCUCCAACCGUGAUUGAUUGGCUUACGGAUAUCAGUGGUGAACUAGGUGGUUCCGUGCAGCUCAGAUGCGAUUAUCGUAGCUUGGUGCAGGCAUCCGUUGUGUGGUACCGUGAUGGCGUUCCAAUCGACACAAUCAGUCGGACAGAUCCAAGUUUCCUGGUGUUGGCAGAUGGCAAGCUUCUCAUCACCAGACUUUCUUUGAAUGAUGCGAAUUGCUAUCGCUGUCAAGUAGUUAGCAUAGCUGGAAACGAUACAGGCCGGCCAGUGUGUCUGGAGGUGCUGCGUAAGUUCAUCAUCAAUUAG
This is a messenger RNA of Sycon ciliatum, 1896 nucleotides long. Its product is annotated as hemicentin-1-like. The record is from RefSeq and is a predicted model, not a curated record. The transcript is spliced from 8 exons. The coding region runs from base 280 to 1896 and encodes 538 amino acids. NCBI's taxonomy places the organism in Eukaryota, Metazoa, Porifera, Calcarea, Leucosolenida, Sycettidae.